UAUCCACAUAACGCUACAAAUCUCCAGUUUCCCUCCUUCCUCACUCUGUUCUUUCCCUUCCCCCACUUUGCCCCAGAGACACUAAACUCUGCUGUGCUUUAAGCAGUUUAAGGACUAAUCAGAAAGAGGAAGUAGAAUCGGUAUAUAUUGGCUAGCAAAUGUGCCCUGCCCUGACCUCUCUCCUCCUGAAAAGAGCCGCAACCCAACUUUGCAAAGAAGCUUGCCUAAAGAGCAGGCAGGCUGUGAAUGGAGUACACUUUUAACACCAGCCAGAAUAUCCAGAUUUACUCUGCUGCUCACCACGAAGGUUAGCUCUCCAGGAGACUGGAUACUGGACUUACUGAAGAUUUGGAUCUUGCAGUCAGAGAGAAAGCACAGAAGGACCCUAAACUGCGACGUUUGAAAUCAGCAGCUUGAACAUAGCCUGACGUUACAACGUAAGAAGCAGUGACCACAAUAAAAAGGAAUAUUUGCAAGGGCGCUGCAGUGCCAGAAAGAGGCACCAACAGAACAUGGAUGGAGCUGGAAAUCUGACAGCAUCGCCUAUCAGAUGCCCGGACAUCGACGACUUCCGCAAUCAAGUGUACUCCACAAUGUACUCUAUGAUCUCUGUUGUGGGCUUCUUUGGCAAUGGUUUUGUGCUCUAUGUCCUUAUAAAAACGUAUCACGAGAAAUCAGCCUUCCAAGUAUACAUGAUUAAUUUAGCGAUAGCGGAUCUAUUGUGUGUAUGUACAUUGCCUCUCCGUGUGGUCUAUUAUGUUCACAAAGGCAUUUGGCUCUUUGGUGACUUUCUGUGCCGACUCAGCACCUAUGCCUUGUAUGUUAACAUGUACUGUAGCAUCUUCUUUAUGACAGCCAUGAGUUUUUUCCGGUGUGUUGCUAUUGUUUUCCCAGUUCAGAACAUUAAGUUGGUUACACAGAAAAAAGCCAAAUUUGUGUGUGUUGGAAUUUGGAUUUUUGUGGUUUUGAUCAGUUCUCCAUUUUUAAUAUCCGGGUCUUACCAAGAUAUGAAAAACAAUACUAAGUGCUUUGAGCCUCCACAGGACAGUGAAACUAAAAAAAAAAUUUAUAUUUUGGUCUUGCAUUAUGUGUCAUUAUUCAUUGGCUUCAUCAUCCCUUUCCUCAUUAUAAUUGUCUGUUACACAAUGAUCAUUCUGACAUUACUAAAAAAUUCAAUGAAGAAAAAUCUGGCAAGUCGUAAAAAGGCUAUAGGAAUGAUCAUCAUUGUGACAUCUGUUUUUUUAAUCAGCUUUAUGCCAUAUCAUAUUCAACGCACAAUCCACCUUCAGUUUUUAAGUGAAACUAAACCCUGUGAUUCUGUCCUUAGGAUGCAGAAGUCGGUGGUCAUAACCUUAUCUCUGGCCGCAUCGAAUUGUUGCUUUGACCCUCUCUUAUACUUCUUUUCAGGUGGGAACUUUAGGAGAAGGCUGUCUACAUUUAGAAAACAUUCUUUGUCCAGUUUGACUUAUGUACCCAAGAAGAAGGCAUCCUUGCCAGAAAAAGUAGAUGAAAUAGGUACAGAAUAAUUCAAAUUCAUCUCCAGUACAAACCAGUGAACUGUUUCCCAAAUAAAUAUUUUCCCAAAUCACUUACAAUAAAAAUUAAUUUCUGAUUAAUAAUUUACAAAUAAUCAAUAAUAUGUGCCUUUAAAUGUAUCACAUUUAUAAGUCCUAUUAGAUAUUUUAAGUAUUCAAAAUUCAAUUCAUAACAAUGAGCUAAAUUAUAGAAUUUUUUAACCAUUCACUAGAAGGUGGAGAACAUUUAUGAUUUUGCACUCUAAAACUGAGUAUGAAAUCAAGGUUUUCCUCCUCAGAUAAAAGCUUCGCAAAGGAUACAAACUACACUUUUGAUUCUAGAUUUUAAGUACAGCUUUAAAAUUAGCAAAUAGUCGUCAAUCAUCUUAAUGUGUCCCUUUGCAUGCAUGCAUUAGAUGAAACCUGGAGAUGACCCAGGAGCUACAGAAAUGUACUGUCAGCCUUUUCCUUUGUAGUGUUGACUAGCUAGGCAAAGUAGUGCCAUUUCUUCCAGAAGAGAAUGUACCAGUGCUAGAAUAGAGUAAAAUUCAGCCAAAUGGCUUACAGGCCACAUGCAAUAGACUGCCUGGAAACUGAAGAAGAUAAAUCUGAUCAAAAGCCAACUUGUCUCCAAUCUUCUAUCUUUGACUCAAGCUCACCAAAGGCAUGGUGUUUUUGUUGCCCACUGAGGUUCCUGUAAGGAAUCCAACCUCAAUUGGACAUAUAGUUCUUCCUUAAAAAGUCAGACAACUGGCAUUUCCAUAUAUGAGCAGAAGUAAUUAAAAUUUGGCUCAAGAACAAGAACAAGGCCCUCCUUUCUACAUGAGUAUUACUGGAUCAAAAUUUAUUACAGAAGACACCUGAAGAAGAUUUGGAGCAUCCAUGUCACAAAUUCUUUUAAGAAGUAUAUGUAUUUGCAGUAUGUGUGUAAAUAUACAACCUUGUUCUAUGGCAUGCAUUUAUGAAUGAAAGUUAACUAAUGAGAUUUAUUAUUUCUAUACUUUGCUUUUUAUUGGUGUGUUAAAGGACUAUCAAUUAUUUACAGUGAUUUUAUUAUUACAGUAGAACUUUUGUUCUUAAAGCAAAACAGUGAAAACAGCUUGGUUGUGACUAAAAUAUGAUAUUCAUUGGCAAAAUUUUUUGAAGUUCAAUUUGCUCAACUCUGUUCCAAAAGUCAUAUAACUUCAGAAGAAAGAAAUAAUAACAGAGAUGGGGAAAAGGAAUGGAGUUCUAUCUGAAUCUGCCACAUGUACAUUAUUUCUAUCUCACUUCUUUUGUUGCACUCCCUUGGCAAAAACCAAAGAAACAUAAUAAAGAGAGUCCUUUGAUGCACAAAAAUAACUGGUACCCACUGAAUUUUAUUUAACAUACCUGAACACUGGCAGUAUCCAGACUUUCACUCUGUUUUUCUCUCUUGUUUGAGGCAAAUAUCAAACACAAUAUCUAUCACAAAUAGCCUUCAUUUCUUAUUUUAUACUUUGGGGCAAGCAACACAGUGUGGUAGAAGAGGACACUGGAAGCCAGGAGACCUAGAUGCAAACUUGAUCUCUAUUACUAGUUGCGUACUUUAAGUAAGCCCCAUAAACCCUGAAUUUCAACUUCCUCAAUUGUAAAAUGAGAAUGUUACUUGUUUUACCUUUCUUGUGGGCAUUUAUGAAACUCAAAUGAGAUAGAGAUGGAAAAGUUUUACAUUUAAAAUAUAUAGUAACACAUCAUUUUAAAGUAUUUAAAAAUGGUUUUGUUAAAUAUGUUGAUUCAUAUUAAGUACAUCAAUCCUUGAUUUUGAAAUAAUUAUAAUAAAACAUGCCACAGUUAAAUUCUGUUGCAUAUAAAAGAAUCAUGUUGCUUAUUUAUUCCUAUCUCCAAACUUUUGUCUGUGUUUCCAUUUCUACACACAUAGCCAUAUAUAUGAUAUAGAAACACACCAUAAACCUUCAGUCAUCUACAAACCCAUCAUGAAUGUAUUCUUUCAUUUCUUUCAUGAAUUACAUAUUUAUAGCCUAUACCAUACAAGUUAGAACUUACUAAGUUUCCCAAUUCUUCCACAUAUGAUAGUAUUUUCUCCCAAAAUAUUAUCACUGAUCCUUGUGAAUUGAUCAGCUCCUUGAGAUGAUAAAUCAUAUCUUUAGAUGGAAGUAUUUACCAUUAAUGAGCUCUAUAUACUAUAUUCUAUUAUGCAUGUUUUACCUCUACCAAUGUAUUCAAUAUAUCUGCCCUGAGAGGUAGGUACCAAUAUUAUCCUUAUUUUGCCAGCAAACUUCAGAACCAAGAUUCAAAUCCAGGCACUCUGAUACUAGAGCCUAUGUUCUUAAUUUUCUAAAUAUCCUGCAGCACCAUUUUCAGAUAUGACAUUUUAGUUAUACAAGACAAAUAGGUCCUAGAGAUUUGCUAUACAAAAUUAUGCCUUUAAUAUUUUAAUAUGACAAAUCUCAUGUUGUAUUAUUGCCACAAACAGAUGAUUGAAAAGUUGAUAGAUCAAUAGAUACAUAGAUAGACGAUAGAUAACUAAAGUGUAUGUGUAAGAUUUUUUAACUGUAUGAACACAUGAACUCUGAUUUAAGGUCUGUUAAUUUAGUCAGAAAAACACCAUAACAAAAUUAUAAAGUAGCUUAGACUAUUGAAAUUAGAAGUACCUCAAUACUUGCAAUUUCUAAUGACAAUAUAAUAGACUAUGGAAUUAUCAUUAACACAUUCCUUUGGUCACCAGCACCUUAUCAGUUAUUCAAACUGUCUCUCAUUAUACACUAAUUUCAUACACCCAAUAUUGCUUAUGUACCUCUCAAUAAUUUCUGAUCUCAAGCAAAUGCUCUGUAUUUUAAUUUUCAGAAUAAAUAAAUUGAUUUUGUGUGCUCAA
Molecule: messenger RNA, 4368 nt
Organism: Nannospalax galili (Upper Galilee mountains blind mole rat)
Lineage: Eukaryota; Metazoa; Chordata; Mammalia; Rodentia; Spalacidae
Gene: Cysltr1
Product: cysteinyl leukotriene receptor 1
Exons: 3
Coding region: 513-1526 (337 amino acids)
Biological process (GO): G protein-coupled receptor signaling pathway
Cellular component (GO): plasma membrane
Molecular function (GO): leukotriene receptor activity
Source: RefSeq, a predicted model, not a curated record